GCGAAUCAGUGAGCAGUGUAAAGCUCCGCCCAUAUACACUCCACCAAUCAGCGAGCUGUGCAUCGAGCAAUCUGUUCCUGAAUGAAACUUCAGAGCGUCGUGCCAUGUGGAGAAAAAAAUCGUAAACAGGUUGUGACACUGUAAAAUCAAACGUCUUUGUGACAAUUGUAAAAGAGCUUCAGUUGAUCAUGAGUCUUUUACCUCGCACUUCUGAGGAGUUCAGCUCUGCGGAGUACUGGGAGAGUUUUUUUAAGAAGCGCGGAGAAAAGGCCUUUGAGUGGUACGGAGACUACAACAAACUCUGCGGCGUCCUGCACAAAUACAUCAAAGUGCAAGAUAAGGUGUUGGUGGUCGGUUGUGGUAACUCUGAACUCAGUGAACAGCUGUAUGAUGUUGGCUACAAACAUCUGACCAAUAUUGACAUCAGUGAGACAGUGGUGACUCACAUGAACCAGAGAAAUGCUGAGUGCCGGCCGGGACUGACCUUCCAGCAGGUGGAUGCUACACAAACCCCAUAUGAGGAUGCCUCAUAUGGGGCUGCUCUGGACAAAGGAACACUGGAUGCCAUGGCCUCUGAAGAGGAAGGAGCUCUGGCUAAGAACAUGCUCACUGAGGUGGGUCGUGUGCUGAGUGUUGGGGGCAGGUAUGUCUGUGUGACUUUGGCUCAAGAAAGUGUGAUUAAGUUAGCUGUGGAGCACUUUGUGCAGCUGGGGUGGGCUGUGAGGCUUCAUUGCCUGCAGGAGGAAAGUGGAAAAGAGGAAGAUUCAUUUGCUCUGCCCGUCUUUGUUCUGGUCUGCACCAAGUUUCGUCAGCCGAUGCCCAAACCUAUUCUUGAGAUGUGUCUCGGGGAGGAUGGAGCCCCAACACGUCUUGUACAGGUUUCAGAGUUGUUGUCAGCUGUGCGGGAGCAUCAGGCUUAUUCUGCAUUGAGAAAGAGGCUCCGCACAGGCACAGACGCCAGCUCUAACCUGUCACUUACACUCUGCCACACCAAGACCGGCCUUCCCAGAUACACUCUUACUGUGCAAGAUUCUUCCCCAAGAACCAAGGUGCCAGGAUCAAAGCACUUUGCUAUAUUUAUUGUGCCUCAAGGCAGUGAAACGGCUUGGAUCUACAGUUCUGGUGAAGGGCGAAAACAGCUGGCAGCCAGUGCGAACUUUCGACGGCUGGUUAUUGUGGCGAUGCACAGGAAUCAGGAGUACACAGACAUGCUGGCUGUCCAGUCAGAACUCUCACCAAUGGUGAUGGACCUGGCUCCUCCUGGUAUGCCAGCCAACCAGCAGGUGCCAUUUCUGUCAGUGGGAGGUGAUCUGGGCUGGAGGGAGGAAGUGAGCCAAGGUGUGAGCCAGAUGAGUGGACAGUACUGUGUGGAGAACGUCAAAGGAGAAGAUGGAGAACUGUAUCGUAGACUUGUCUUUCUAUCAAAUGCUGCCCUUGUCCAGUCAGAGAGCCGUCUUGUGUCCUCAAAUACCACCACAAGCCAAAAGAAGAAGAAGAACAAAAGGAAAUCCAAGUCAGCAGCUGCCCCAGCAAUAUCCUCAACCUCUCUGUCAGUAGACAGUGGCUUCCUCUGCUGUGCUCAUCAUGAAAUUAUGGUGGCUGGCCUUGCCUUACUUGGGGUGGGCAUGCCAGAGAGCAAAGACAUUCCAUUGUCAGUGCUCCUGGUGGGACUUGGUGGAGGAGGUUUGCCUCAGUUUCUGCGGGACUUUGUCCCUAAUGUUUCUGUUGAGGUUGUGGAACUAGAUCCUGUUGUGCUGGAAGUGGCAAAGGAAUGGUUUGGAUUCAGACCGGAUGAUCGUUUGACUGUCACUCUUGGGGAUGGCCUUGACCGCAUCUGUGCCCUGGAGAAGGAAGGAGCUGGUUUGUUUGAUGUCAUCAUGUUUGACGUAGACAAUAAAGACAGCACUGUGGGGAUGAGUUGUCCUCCUGCUGCCUUUGUGGAGGCCUCCAUCUUACAGAAAGUCAGCAGCUUGUUAACCCCCCGAGGCAUAUUCAUUCUGAAUCUUGUGUGCCGUGACUCGGUCUUGAGGAAAAGUGUGCUGCAGCGUGUAAGUGACGUGUUUCCCACUAUACUCUCUCGGAAGAUUGAAGGGGAGGUCAACGAAGUCCUGCUGUGCAUCGGUGCCGAUAAAGAAACGUCAACCUCCGCUCACAUCCUUCAGUCCCUGAACCAAGCAGCCAAGAAUCUGCAGAGCACACUCUGCUCAAACAGGACUGGGACCAGCCGCUGUCCACAUAUAGACAUUGUGGAUUUGUUAAAGGACUUGAAAGUGGAGUAGAAAUUUCAGUGGGGUGUAGUCGUGUGACUAUGACUUUGCUGUCCAGUGCAUGUGUACAAUUACAAGUAAAAUACAUUUUAUCAACUUUUUGCAUUGUGUUAAAAGCCAAGGAAAAGUGUGUUUUAAGAAUACAUUUAUAUACAGACAGUGAAGAGACCUGUCUGAUGUGGAGAAGUUAUUUGUUCAAUUUGUAACAUUGUCAUACUUUAUCUUAAGUUUUCUUUAACAUGUAAUUUCCAGUCAGGUCCUCACACUGUUAAAGAGAGGAUUUAAAAUAAGUGUGAAGUGGUUUUUGCCAUAGCUGAAAACAGGAGACUGAGAGAGGGUGUCUUGAUGGCCGUGGUUCUUGUGAAUGGAAGCCAAACUGGCCUGAGCAGAACUUUGACUUUUUCUGACCUUAGACAAAUGUUAUGCUACUAAAAAAUAAUACAGAUCACUCUUGAAUUAUAGGGUUGUUUGGGUACAGUUUAAAUGCAAGUGAGACAAUUUAGUGUGUGAUUAAUUUCAACAUGCACUUUCAACAUGCAGUUGCAUAGUAAAACACAGGUAGGUGAAACAUAUUCAUAGCCUCAGGGUUUUAUUUACCCACCUCUCUAUUUAAUCAUAAUACAGUGACUUUACUUAUACAUGUUCCAUAAUGCUGUAUACUAUUACAUCAAAGGGUUAUAGUGGGUGUGCAGGCAGACAGGUGCUCCAGCACUCUGUGCUGCAGGAAAGCAGACAGUCAGAAGAUGAUUAUUACUGUCUUACUUCACCACAGGGUUUCUCAACAUGCAGCCAGUUUAAAGCGACAGCAUUUCAAUUCAUUGUGGUGAUGAAAUGUCAUUCAAAGUUGCCACCAGAUGGCAGUAGGAUAUUUCACUUUGGCCAGGCCAGAGAGGUGUGAAGGAAAAAUGCUAGAAUUGCCAAAUAAUGUCCUAUUGUCCUAUUACCUGGGUUCUUUUGACUUGACCCAACAAAUACAGUUCUUCUGCUUAUUGUGUUUCUCCAAUGUAAAAGGAAGAAGUAAAGUGAUUUAAGCAUUUAGCAGACCGUUUUAUCCAAAGCAACUUACAAAAGAGGAACAAGCUACAUAGUCUGGGAAAGAACUCUACUAUAUAGGAACAGUGGACUGUUAGAGGGUGAACAUGCUGAGGUGAAUCAAAAGAUGUGUGGACUCCCCAUCAACCUACAUAUUCAUUCACUACAUGAUCUGUUUGUGUGUGUUCCAUUCACAUGUAGUCUCUGACCUCUUUAUGACCCAUGUGUUUGUUCUCAUCUGCAUGCACAUGUGUGGUUGCAGUGCUAAUCACUGGACCUGCCUGGAAUCACCACAGUACCUGUAGGAGACAAGCCAGCAGACCUGGAGGACCUUAACGUGACCUGAUGCUGUUUAGUUAGUCUAUGAACAGUGAAAUGGAGCAUUUGUCAACUUCAGACAACCAGCUGGAACUUCAGGUGGAAACUAGUCAUGAACUGGUUGACUCCUAUACGAGCAUCAUCUAUGAGGUCAAAGAGCAUUGUACACCAUAUGACCAACAGUGUGAAGGAGUUCAUUAGCUCUGAGCUCCUGGCCCAGCUCUAUGCUCUGGGAGAAGGCUCAGCGCUGAUGUAUGAGUCACCAGAGCAGCAGCAGCAGAAGCGCCAGGAGUAAGUGCUUCACAAACGGAGAAAUCACUGGAGAACCCUCCACCUUAACCUGCCCCCAAUCUUCUGCCUCCACCUGCACUCUGGAGGACACAGCCCCCCCAGGACUCCCUGUCAUAGAAACCACUUACUGCAUCCUACAGUGAUUGCAUGUGUGUCUGAGGAGGAGGACGUCUGCACAGAUAGCAACACCCUGACUGGCCUUUGUGCUCCAAGUCGUCUGAUGUUAUGAUCAUGGCACCACAGGAGCAGUCAAACCCAACAGCAAAGCAUGCAGACACAUUUUCAUCUGAGCCAGAAAGAGGAGAGGUGAAGGUGUGACACCUAGCGUCCAUUUCCACUGCUGCUAGGUUUAAUUAACUCCCUGCUCUUGGGUGUGGACUGAGUUAACUCAGUGUAAUGCAUGUGUAUAAAAAAUGUUCUUAGUCACAUGUGAUUUUGCAUUGUGGGCCAAUACAUGAACUUUUCUUAGAACAAUUUGGAGAAGCACAACACUAAAUUUUGGAAAUUUCUCAUCAUUCAUCAAAUUCAAAAUGAAAAGCA
Messenger RNA from Solea senegalensis (Senegalese sole), 4448 nucleotides. It is a transcript of the gene mettl13, whose product is annotated as methyltransferase 13, eEF1A lysine and N-terminal methyltransferase. Bases 189 to 2279 code for a protein of 696 amino acids. Lineage: Eukaryota; Metazoa; Chordata; Actinopteri; Pleuronectiformes; Soleidae. The transcript has 12 exons. The record is from RefSeq and is a predicted model, not a curated record.